Gilbertella persicaria is the source of this 1008-nucleotide messenger RNA. RefSeq names its product P-loop containing nucleoside triphosphate hydrolase protein. The coding region runs from base 1 to 1008 and encodes 335 amino acids. The record is from RefSeq and is a predicted model, not a curated record. Gene Ontology annotation, cellular component: DNA replication factor C complex; nucleus. The transcript has 5 exons. NCBI's taxonomy places the organism in Eukaryota, Fungi, Mucoromycota, Mucoromycetes, Mucorales, Choanephoraceae. Gene Ontology annotation, molecular function: ATP binding; DNA clamp loader activity; DNA binding. Gene Ontology annotation, biological process: DNA-templated DNA replication; DNA repair.
AUGACUUCUAUGGAUAUCGAUAAACAACCUACUUCAUCCACUACAUCCGAUGACUUUGUGAUGCCUUGGGUUGAAAAAUACAGACCUCUUAAACUCAAGGAUAUUGUAGGUAAUGAAGAUGCUGUCUCUCGUUUGGAGACUAUCGCCAGAGACGGUAAUCUUCCCAACAUUAUCUUGACUGGCUUACCUGGUAUUGGUAAGACCACCAGUAUCUUAUGCUUAGCCCAUGAUUUAUUGGGUCCUUCUUAUAAAGAUGCAGUUCUUGAAUUGAAUGCAUCUGAUGAUAGAGGUAUCGAUGUCGUGAGAAGUAGGAUCAAAGCAUUUGCACAAAAGAAAGUGACUUUACCACCUGGUAGACACAAAAUUAUCAUUCUGGAUGAAGCAGACAGCAUGACAGGUGGUGCUCAACAAGCAUUGCGUAGAACCAUGGAAAUCUAUUCAAACACAACGCGUUUUGCUUUGGCUUGUAACCAGUCAAACAAGAUUAUUGAACCUAUUCAGUCUCGAUGUGCUGUAUUACGUUAUAACCGAUUGACAGAUCAACAGAUCUUGCAGCGAUUAUUAGAGAUUUGUGAAAUGGAAAAGGUAGACUAUACAGAUGAAGGCUUAGAAGCUUUGAUCUUUACAGCUGAUGGCGAUAUGCGUCAAGCUGUGAAUAAUUUACAGUCUACACACUAUGGUUUUAAACACGUCAAUGCUGAUAAUGUCUUCAAGAUUUGUGAUCAACCUCAUCCUGUUAUCAUUCAACAUGUCCUCAAAUGUUGUUCUGAAGGCAAUGUUGAUGAAGCUGUCACUUGUCUUGAACAACUGUAUGAUGCAGGCUAUUCUGCACUAGACAUCAUUACUACCAUUUUUCGUGUAACAAGAAACUAUAUUGACAUCAGUGAACAACUUAGACUAGACUAUCUCAAGGAAAUUGGCUUUACACACAUGCGUAUUUUGGAUGGACAUCAAAGUAUAAUUCAAUUAUCAGGCAUGAUUGCCAAACUCUGUAGCAUUAAAGCAUAA